Molecule: messenger RNA, 636 nt
Organism: Helianthus annuus (common sunflower)
Lineage: Eukaryota; Viridiplantae; Streptophyta; Magnoliopsida; Asterales; Asteraceae
Exons: 1
Coding region: 1-636 (211 amino acids)
Source: RefSeq, a predicted model, not a curated record
AUGCCAUCCCACAUAAGAACAUAUGACGGAACUGAAGAUCCUGAAGACCACCUCCAAAUCUUUACAGGGGCUGCAAGGAUUGAAAACUGGUCUAAUGACGAGUGCUGCCUCAUGUUCAUGCAAACCCUUGUAGGGUCUGCCCGGAUAUGGUUCAAUGACCUACCCGAAAGAAGUAUUCGAACCUUUGACGACCUGAUCAAAGGUUUCCUGACCAACUUUUCACAGCAACAGAGGUACGUCAAGGAUGCAACGGUGAUUUUCCAGACCAAGCAACGAGACGAUAAAAGCCUUAGAGGUUUCAUCGAAAGAUACAAGAAAGAAGGGUUAACCUACGUGGGUGCAGAAGAAAAAAUGAGGGUGGCAGGCUUCGUGAACGCCAUCACCUCCAAGUACCUCACUAGAGACUUCAACAAGUGCCUACCUAUAACCCUUGAGAAGGCCCUCAAAAGGGCUGAAGCUCACAUUCGUGGGGAGGAAGCUGUUGACAUCAAGGAACAAAGGAAAAGGGGUCCUAGUUGGAGGAGUAACAGUCCCAACAGGAAAAGAAAUAACUAUGGUUCCUAUGACAAACGCUCUAGAAGUUCGGAUCCCAGAAGGCCUGAAGGCAGGAACCCUCCAAGCAGGGAAAAACUGUGA